Molecule: messenger RNA, 741 nt
Organism: Fonsecaea erecta
Lineage: Eukaryota; Fungi; Ascomycota; Eurotiomycetes; Chaetothyriales; Herpotrichiellaceae
Exons: 1
Coding region: 1-741 (246 amino acids)
Source: RefSeq, a predicted model, not a curated record
AUGAGUAAAGUCCACCUUUACGACCACUCCGCUUCGUACCACGCCAUCACCAGCAAGUCACCCCAAGGCCUCCAAUGCCUCAAGAGGCUGUUCAUCGAAUAUGACAACCCCAAUCCCAGUCGCGCCAAUCUGAAUAGUCUCUUCGCCAGAGACUUCACCGACAACGAGAAUGAGUCGGAGAGGACCUUUGGGCGGGACGAAGCCAUCGAAACAAUCAUUUCCACCCGGGCAAAGUGCUCGCGGCACCAAAUCGACUUGAAACGCGCAACGUGUCUAAUCAAUUCCGGCUCAAGCCAUACCGUCUUCUUCGAAGGAGUGAGGUUUAUGAUGUUCGGCGGCGCUCUCCAGGACGGAAGUGACGCAGAGCUGCCCGUGAUGGACGAGAAGAUCAACUGGACUAGGGUCCCCUUUGCCGGCCGGAUGGAAGUGAGAGUCAAGGAGAACAGAUUCUCGCUCAAGGAAGCCGUGGCCGAGAUCGUCAGCAGGAGGGUUACGUCCGACAACAGUGUCCUCAUCAAGAGGGACUUGGCGGCCAGAUCGAAUUCGAUGCCGUUCGCCAGCCCGGCGUCUAUGAGCACCACCCAUCUCGGUCUCCCUAGUAAUGUGUCCGAGCUGCCAGGAGUGAUUUCUGCUGGCCCAGGCGAUAUCAAGGCUCUUGUUCCCUAUGUUUCUUCGGUGAGGGGAACGCCGACUGUCACUUCAGGGAGCUCCGUCGAUGGAGAUCACUUUGGGAAGCAUUAA